This is a messenger RNA of Megalops cyprinoides (Indo-Pacific tarpon), 1433 nucleotides long. RefSeq names its product mesoderm induction early response 1, family member 2 (gene mier2). The coding region runs from base 34 to 1404 and encodes 456 amino acids. The record is from RefSeq and is a predicted model, not a curated record. Gene Ontology annotation, biological process: negative regulation of transcription by RNA polymerase II. Gene Ontology annotation, cellular component: nucleoplasm. The transcript has 11 exons. Gene Ontology annotation, molecular function: transcription corepressor activity; histone deacetylase binding. NCBI's taxonomy places the organism in Eukaryota, Metazoa, Chordata, Actinopteri, Elopiformes, Megalopidae.
GAAAAGAGCCUUGGGCCCACACAGGGAAGCGAGAUGCCCCUAGAGGAACUGCUUGCACUGUAUGGAUAUGAGGUGGCAGACCCUAUUGUAGAGCAUAACAGGCAGCCUACUGAGCUGGUGGCCAGCCUGCCUGACAUGACACUGGAUAAGGAUCAGAUAGCAAAAGAUCUGCUCUCAGGGGGGGAGGAUGAGGAGAGUCAGUCAUCAGCUGAUGACCUCACCCCCUCUGUCACCUCACAUGGCUCAGAUCUCUUCCAGGGCCAUCUACGAGAUGAGGAGAAAGACUUUUCAGGCAGCACCUCCGACGAAGACUCUGAUGGCAGCUUCAUUCAGACCAGUGAUGGAGGCAAGGACAUCAUGGUGGGCCCACAAUACCAGGCCUCCAUCCCCCCUCUCAGCACAUACUCCCACCAGGAGAGAGCCUAUGAGAAUGAGGACCAGCUGCUAUGGACACCAGGGACGCUGACAGCCGAGGCUGUGGAGGAAUUCCUCCUGCGGGCCCAGAGGCGGGGGGGUGAGCAGGGGUGUGCAGAGACCCCCACAAAUGGGGACAUUAUCAAGGACAGUGAACAGGCUCUGUAUGAGCUGGUGAAAUGCAACUUCAAUGCAGAAGAGGCGUUGAGAAGAUUACGCUUUAAUAUUAAAGUGUUCAGUGAGGAGCUAUGUGCCUGGAGUGAAGAAGAGUGUCGAAAUUUUGAACAUGGAUAUCGGGUCCACGGGAAGAACUUCCACCUUAUCCAGGCCAAUAAGGUUCGCACGCGCUCUGUGGGGGAGUGUGUGGAGUAUUACUACAUGUGGAAAAAGUCGGAACGGCACGAGUACUUCACACAGCAGACCACCAGACUGGGCCGCAAAAAGUACAGUCUGCAGUCAGGGACCAUGGAGGAUGGAGAGCAAGAUGGUGAAGGGCGGGAGCUAGAGGGGUGCAGCCACUCCAGUGAUUCACCUUGUGAACCCUUAGCCACCACACAGCCUGAGCCACCCUCUUUACCAGACAUCUUUAACCUGGAAAAGCAAGGUGCCGAGCUGGGGGAGGAUGUGUCGAGCCAGUGUGGGUGCACCAGGCCCAGCUCACCCCGGGCGCCGCUGUUCCACCAGCUGUCACCUUUUCCUGCCCACGAGGGACCCCGAGAGCCUGUUAAAAACUGCCCCAACCACAUGGACUGCCCUGCGCCGCCUCCUGCCUCACUGGAUCAGAGACUGUGUGACAGCCCUCUCCCUCAAUCCCGUCCUCUGGUCGCAGACCUCCUGGGCCCUGGGUUCUAUCAGCUGCAGCUGGCACCCUUCGUCACAGACAGCAUGCCAGCCUCCAUCACCACAGAUUUUGGGGCCAUCAGCAGCUUCCUGUGUCCCCCUGCCCUGCGCCCCCCUCCCGUCCAGCACCCACGUUCUCUCACACAGUGAAAGGGGGGACCUCCGGUAGCACAGGGGCA